Molecule: messenger RNA, 411 nt
Organism: Mizuhopecten yessoensis (Yesso scallop)
Lineage: Eukaryota; Metazoa; Mollusca; Bivalvia; Pectinida; Pectinidae
Exons: 5
Coding region: 88-411 (107 amino acids)
Source: RefSeq, a predicted model, not a curated record
AAUAUAACAGGUAUAGGUGUUUGUUGUCGUAAUAAAACUUCCGAGGAAUAUUACCCCAUUUACAGAACCGACCGGGGGGACUUCAUAAUGAAGGAUAUACAUCGUACGUUGCUGUUUGUUUUAUUUAUGGUUAGAAUGGAUAUCUGCGCUAAAAAAGUAGCAUCGGUGACAGAAUAUCAAACUACGACAUCAGCAGGAGGUAUCUCCUAUCAUGUGGAUUCAUCAGGAGGCCAAUCUACCGCAUCUAUACAAACAGAGGGCAAAACUACUGCAUUAAAACAAACAGAAGACGCAAGUGUUGCAUCAGAACAAACAAGGGUCGCAACAACUGUAUCGGCAAACACAGGAUGCCAAACGUAUUCAUCGGCACAGACAGGAGGCCCAAACCAUUCAUCGGAUAAAACCACAUAG